Lathyrus oleraceus (garden pea) is the source of this 4351-nucleotide messenger RNA. RefSeq lists its product as uncharacterized. The record is from RefSeq and is a predicted model, not a curated record. The coding region runs from base 244 to 4131 and encodes 1295 amino acids. The transcript is spliced from 9 exons. NCBI's taxonomy places the organism in Eukaryota, Viridiplantae, Streptophyta, Magnoliopsida, Fabales, Fabaceae.
UCAUUUAAUUGGGGUUGUUAUUUUUGGCUCCCGCUAUGGUUUGAAGUAACAAUAAAAUAACACCUUUCGUUACAAUGACCACUUAGCUAACGCUCUUUUUCUUCAAACAGUUGGUGAUGGUGGUUACGGAGAAGAUGAUUAAAAUCGCCAACGUCAUUAGGAAAGAACCAGCGCCAAGCGUUUUCAUAUGAACGUGAUUGUGAACUGUGAAUUGUGAAGAGCAAGUUUCUAGAAAGAAAGAGAAUGUUUAAGCUUCAUAAGCAUAGGAAUGGGAAACUAGGUGACAGAAUUGAGUUCAGAAUUUCGAAUCUAAAGGCGCUUCAGGUACCAAAGGGGUGGGACAAGUUGUUUGUUUCUGUUGUAUCUGUGGAAAAUGGUAAAACACUUGCAAAGACAAGCAAAGUUGCAGUCCGUAAUGGAAUUUGUCAGUGGUCUGAUACUUUAUCAGAAUCUAUAUGGGUUUCAAGAGAUAAGUCGUCCAAGGAAACUGAUGAUUGUCUCUUCAAGCUUAUUGUUGCAAUGGGAUCAUUAAGAUCUGGUAUCCUGGGAGAGGCCACAAUCAGUAUGACCAGCUAUGUGAAUUCAGAUGCUGCUGUUCCACUUUCAAUCCCUCUAAAUAAGUGCAACCAUGGGACAGUUUUGAAUGUAACAAUGCAGUGCCUUACACCAAGAACAAAACCCAGGGAUCAAGAAUCAAGCAAAGAAAAUUCUCAUUUGAAGGCUAUGAAUGAAAAUAGUCAUGAAGUGUCUGUCAAGUCAAAUGGAUCUGAUUGUUCAUAUGUACAGAGUGUUACAUCUUCCUCCGUUGAUGACGUGGACUCUAGCUUAUCGCCAGGAGAAGUUGAGACUAAGGCAACAAGUCUUUCUGGUUCUGCAUCAAAUUACAGCUAUAACUCAGCUGAGGAUUCCACAGGAAGGGGAAAUUUCUCCCCAUGCAUCAGUGACGGGCAGAGUCCAACAGGAAGAAAAGACUCAACCAGUUCCCAGAAAAGUGUAUCCCAUUGCGAUUAUCCAGUUAAUAACACUUCUCAGUCAAAUCGUUCAUCAUUUAGUUCCCAAAAUAUGCAAGACAUUGGUACAUCAUCUUUUAAGACAACUCAUGGUUCUAACAACAGUCCUGAAGUUACAGAAGACACGAAUGAAGAGCUACGGGCAGAAGCAAAGAUGUGGGAAAUGAACGCCAGAAAGCUAUUAGGGGACUUGGAGAUGUUGAAAACAGAAUUCUCAUGUCAAUCUAAAAAGAUGACAGGCCUGGAAAUGGAACUUUCAACAGCAUAUGUAGAACGUGAUAGUUCGAAAAAAGAAGUUGAGCGGUUAACAUUGUCAUUAGGAGAUCCAAUAGUGAGACAAAAAACUUUGGAAGAUUCAAUAUCUCAAAUUGAAUGCAUUCCAGAAAUUGAAAAUGCUCUAAAAGAUGAAUUAGUGUUUCAGAAAGAAUCCAAUGCCAACUUGCUUUUGCAACUAAAGAAGAGCCAAGAAGCAAAUGUUGAGCUUGUUUCUCUUCUCCAGGAGCUGGAAGAAACCAUAGAACGGCAAAAACUUGAUAUAGAAAGCCUUUCAUCAUUACCAUCAAAACUCAGUACUCUGGAAAAAUCUUUCCAGCUAAGAGAAGAACGAAAUAGGAUCCUUAUGCAACAAAUAGAACAGCUGGAGGAGUCAAAGAAAAAUCUGAUGGCUGAGGUGCAAGAAUUGGAAGAAGCAUUGGAGGAUAAAAUUCAAGACAUUGAACAAGCAAAGAUUCAAAACAAAAAAGCACUUUCAGAUACUGAAAUGGAAUAUGAAAGCAAGUUAUCUGCUAAAGAGAAGGAAAUUUCAAGUUUGAAAGCAAGGCUGUUAGAAUCUGUCCCAGAAACCUGUAAUAUGGAGAUUGUGUCCAGAGAUGUACCUGAUGCAGAUGGUUUGGAACAAAUCAAAGAACUGAAAGAGAAAGUUCAAGAACUUGAGAUGGACUGCAAUGAGCUGACAAAUGAAAACCUUGAGCUUUUAUUCAAGCUAAAAGAAGCAAAGGCCUAUUCAAAAGAUGGAGGUGCAUCCAAAGAUCUAUUGUCAAACAUGCUCCACGAUCAAUCGUUUUCUAGCUCUGACUCUGAAGUAAGCAACAAUUUAUUUCGAAUAUUCCAUUCAGAAGAUAUGCUCCAGGAGGAAAACGGCAAGAAGAUUAGUAAUGAUAAAACAUCUGAGAUGGAAAACCUUGAGGCUAGCUUAUUAAGUAAAGAAAAUGAGAUGUGGGUUCUUCAGAAGCACCUGGGUGAGUUGGAAGACAAGGUGGAUCAUCUUGAACAAGAGAAACUUCAAUUAGAGGAACACAUUGAGGACAGGAUAAAAGAAAGAACGCAUGAAAUGACUCUCAACAGAUCAGAUAUAGAACAAGAAAAUGGACAACUGUCAAUGCGGAUUUCUGUUUUAGAAGCACAAGUGAGUGACUUGACAAACAAACAAGAGUCCCAAUUAUCAGAGUUAGAGAGCACUAGAAAUCAAGCUGCAAAGCUACAGAAGAAGAUUAUGGAGAUGCAGUCUGAGAUGGAUUCCUCCAUAGAAGAAAAUCAGCAGUUACAAAUUACCAUUGAAAAUCUUGAAGAAGAAUGCAAUUCAUUUGAGAAGCUAAAUGGAUAUUUGAGGGAGCAAAAGCUGGAGUUAGAGGAGUAUUGCUCCAUUAUGGGAGAUAGGUUGAGGGAAUCAGGUGAAAGAUUUUCUGAUUGCUGUGGUAGAGUGGGAGUCCUAGAAAAUAAAUUUUAUUUGAUGUUGGAAGAUAUUACAUCAAAAGAGAAGGAUUUAACUUCAGAGCUGCAUGGUAUUUUGGAUGAAAAUAGGAAACACAUGGAGCAGGGCCAAAGCUUAUUGAAUCAGAUGCAAAUUGAGAAGGUGGUGGAAAUUCAGAACCUUAAACUAGAAAUAGAGAAUUUAAGAUUGAAACUUUCAGCAGCCUAUGAUGAAAAAGAAAGAGUAGCUUCCAAUGCUUCGCUUGAAGUAUCCACACUGCGUGCUGAGGUUAAUAAUGUGCAGUCUCAAUACGAACAAAAGUUGCAAAACCUAACAACUGAGCUUGCCAAUUUCAAAAUUAAAAUGGAAACGCUGAUGGAUGAACAUGAAAAGUUGUCAAAGCUUGUUGAGGACUACAAAUCAAAAGAACUGAAAUUCAAAACCACUAUAAAUGCCCUUGAAUCAAAACUUAUAGUCACUGAAAAUGAAAGACAGCAACACAUGGAUGAAUCCAGAAAUUUGAAAGUUCAGUUGCAGGAAACAUGUCAAUUUGAAAAUGAGAUCAUGGCUCUCAAGAGUGAGCUCAAUGCUUCCAAUACCGAGAAAGAGAGGCUGCAAUCCUCGUUAUGCUUGAAAUCUGAACUUUGUGAAGAUUUGAAAGCAGAGAGUCUAUCAUUUGAACGAAAGAUAUCAAGCUUGGAGAAGGCUACGUCAGAAUUGGAGCACUGCAAGAGAACUAGAGCAUCCCUUGAAGAAAGGCUUGUGCAGUUGGAGAAUGACUUGAAUGCAAGAGAAACAAGAUGUGUCAAAGAAAAAAGUGAGUUACAGAGAAAAGUUCAGGCCCUUGAAGAAGAAUUAAAACUGACCAAGGAACAAAAGCGAAAUCAAGUUUCAAGGUUAAACAGGAAACCAGUUAACGAUGAUCAGAAGGCCUCAAAAAAUUCUAUGGUUAAGAAUACCAAUCAACUUCGCAGUAAUAGGAAAAAGCCGUCUUUAAAGAAUGACAGAGAAGUCCUGAAAGAUCAACAGGACCUUUAUAACAGCAGUAAACAUCAGACUGAGGUGGAAAAUGAGCACGGACUUCUUGAUGGAAGUGUUGAUGUGGUUGAAGUAGAACCAUUAUCAAAGACUCAAUUGCUUGAGGCUGAACUUGAAAAAGAACCCAGUGACAUAUAUGAAGUUCAACUUAACAGGUCGUCACCUAAAGGGCGAAACAACCAAGCAAAUGAGCCAGUAAAAUCAAUGGCUGAAGAAGAACUAGUGACUAGAGAGAAGUUUGAACGUACAAAAUCAAUGCUAGAGGAAGAGUUGAGAGAUAUUCAGGAUCGAUACUUCCACAUGAGCCUUAAAUAUGCAGAGGUAGAAUCUCAGCGUGAAGAACUUGUAAUGAAGCUCAAAGUGGCCAAGAGCAAAAGAGGAUGGCUCUCAUAGAACCAUGACCAAUCUAGUUAUCAUUUUUUAUGCUGACAAACUUAGGUUCCCUGAAAUCCAAAUUUAAAGUGCCACGGAGUUUUCGAUCUAUAAUAGGAUGUAUAGUAUACUUUUGAAAGGAAUCAUUGGAUCAGGGAGUAAUAAUGAAACUAUAAGGAUCCCUUGUAAAUAUCAGAAUUUUUGAAGGUAGAAUUUAACGCAGAAAGUGAUAUUAUGAUUA